Molecule: messenger RNA, 1081 nt
Organism: Striga hermonthica
Lineage: Eukaryota; Viridiplantae; Streptophyta; Magnoliopsida; Lamiales; Orobanchaceae
Source: the annotation of a GenBank genome assembly
UCAAAAUAUUACACUCAUUAAGGGUAUUAUAGGUAUUACCAUUACUCAUCUAACUUAUCAAUUGGGACCCAUGCCAAAACAGCACACCACGUCACCACCCUCCUCAUCACAUACACACACCAAACACGCGCACACAUACACACCCAACACACGCCCACACGCACAUAACACAUAUUCACACAAACUCAUACCACGCCUGACACACACAAACACACGCACUCACACACACAAACCACCUCCAUAUAUGCUGCACUUCUCCGCCGGUGACCAACCAACCAUCUCGCCGCCGACGACCACCCAGCCAUCACACCGCCGGCAACCAUCAGCCAUUCCGCUGUUGUCGGUGAUGCCUCGACUGUGCGCCUCCGUACACGCCAUUCUUCCCGUCGCCAUCCAUGUACGUCAGCACUUCCGCCGCCUACGACAGCCCGUUCAGCUGACCAAGAGCCACCAUAACCAACGUUCAGUCCCCAACGCCGGCGAGCGUUCACCACCUUCCUUUCGAACAGCUCGACGUCAUAUUCUCCAUUCUCCAGGUGGCGGCGACGACGCCAUUCUUACCGCUGCUGACUCGAGCAGAAGGAGAGAGAGAAGCCGGAGUCCUCGCAAAAGGGCGAGAACGCCCGAGAAAGAGGAGCUCCCACAGAAAAGGGGAAUCAUACAUAUGAUAUUUGGAGGAUCAACUGAUGGGGAUUCAAAUCGAGCAAGGAAGGCGUAUGCCCGAGGGCGCCAUGGGAAAGUCGAGGUACAACAAGUCGACGAGAACGGACCGGUAAUGAACUUCGGUCCAGCAGAUGUGGGAGAAGUUGAAAGGCCUCAUAACGAUGCAUUGAUGAUAACUGCCCAAGUAUCGGGAUAUGAAGUGCAGAGAGUGUUUGUCAACACUGGGAGUUCUGUGAAUGUGAUUUUUUACGAUUGUCUCAAAAGGAUGGAACUCGACAUACAACUCACACCCCUCCAUACCUCACUAUUCGGUUUCAACAGGUCAGAGGUCGCGCCCCUAGAGGAAACCAUGCUCGCUGUCGUCCUAGGGGAAGGUGACUUGCGGAAGGUAAAAAUGGUGAGAUUCGUGGUGGUCGAU